AUGAUCAUAACGGAUAUAUUCGACUACGUCCCAUCAAGCUGUGCAGGAUCAACUCUUCAGAUCAGCUACGAUGAAGAUAUUUUGGAUAUCACGUACAACGAGGCGUUCAGGCUAUUUGAGAUCGUCCAAAAUCAGGAGGUCAGCGAGGCAGGAAUUUCCUCAAUCGGAUACCCGGCCUGGUCCUCAUAUCCCUCACGGGGUCAUGAAGACUUAGGAUACAUGGAUACGAUAUAUCCAGGAGACGAACCGGAUUGCCUGCGAUAUUCUGUUUGGUCUUGCACACAUAUCCAUCAAGUGGAUAUCAGAAGUAAUGAUCAAGAUACAGAAAAAGGCGGUAAUUUUAAUUUUGAUAUGCCAAAAAGCUUACAGGAAGCUGUUCGGAUCAUCUCGCUCAGUAAAGAUAGAAUAUUGAAGACGGGCGCUGCGUUGGGAUCAAAGUCGAGCAUACAGGCUGAUCGAGCUGGCGCUGGUAGCAUUCAGAAUGUGAGCUAUGGUCUAACCAGUACUAACACGACCGUGGAAUGCCUUUUGAACAAUUUCAUGCAAGAAGUAGGGGCUCAGUAUAUGAGAUAUUUGAGUCAUACAUUACGGCUGUGCAAGCUGGCCUAUAACCAGGAGGAAAUACAAAUAGAAGCAGAGUUUUUAACUCUUCUUUCAGGACACUUUUACAAGAAACAAGCCUGGCAAGACAUAGAGGUGGUAGCGAAAGAGGCGUUUGAGCUGAGAAUUGACGUGCUGGGGGAUACAUUGUGGAGCAUGGGAAACCUUGCCUCGUCAUUCUAUGGAAAAACACGAUACGGAGAAGCUGAGGAGAUUUUCGAUCGUCAACUUAAGCUGCGAGGCGCCGUCCUAGGGUCGGAACACGCUCAUAUCGUGUGGAGCAUGAGUUCUCUUAUGGCCACAUACGGCAUGCGCGGCCCCUACAUUGAGGCUGAGAAUAUCUUUUUGUCAAUGAUAAGUUUCCAGCGGCGGACGCUCAUCGAAAGGCACCCAGACACAAUAAUCAGCUUUUGUAACUUAGCAGCGACCUGUCACAGCCAAGGGCAUUACGAUGAGGCUGAGACAUUAUUAACCUCAGCCUCGGCGCUCAGCACAACAAAAUACAUUCGUUGA
Messenger RNA from Fusarium fujikuroi IMI 58289, 1113 nucleotides. RefSeq lists its product as uncharacterized. The transcript has 6 exons. Gene Ontology annotation, cellular component: kinesin complex; membrane-bounded organelle; cytoplasm. Gene Ontology annotation, biological process: microtubule-based movement. The record is from RefSeq and is a predicted model, not a curated record. NCBI's taxonomy places the organism in Eukaryota, Fungi, Ascomycota, Sordariomycetes, Hypocreales, Nectriaceae. Gene Ontology annotation, molecular function: kinesin binding. Bases 1 to 1113 code for a protein of 370 amino acids.